Molecule: messenger RNA, 546 nt
Organism: Trichomonas vaginalis G3
Lineage: Eukaryota; Parabasalia; Trichomonadida; Trichomonadidae
Product: Sds3 2 family
Exons: 1
Coding region: 1-546 (181 amino acids)
Source: RefSeq, a predicted model, not a curated record
AUGAAACACAUUGCCGAAAUUCCAAUUCCGGACAACUUGAGCGAAGUUCAAAAAGCAGAAUAUCAAGCCUUCCGUGAUGCAAUGACAGAUAUUGAGAACGAAUGGGAAGCCCUUGAAAAUGGAACAAAUCCUGAUCAAAAAUCUUGCAUCGAUCUAGUGAAAGACAUCAAAAAGAAGAGACAUGCUCAGGCUGAGGAGAGACUCAAGAUCAAGUUAGAUGUUAUUGAAGAGCAAAUGAAAAGAGAAUCUGAAAGAAUUAAAACAGAACUUGAAGAAUACAAGAAAUUACUUUUCGAGAGACUCAUGAGAGCAUAUUAUCAGUCGUAUCAGACAAUUACAAGCCAGCUCAAGGACCUCCUUGGCAAAGACUAUCAAAAUUUCAUUUCAGCUCAUCCAAUAGAUUUCCCAACUGUACCAUCAGAAGGACAGAUGAAGACAAGAACGCAGCAGCCAGACGAAGGAAAGCCAAGAUUAUCUUCUGUCGAUGUUGAAAAAGAUGUUCAUCAAAUCCAAGAGAUAUUGGCUGGAAAACCAUCUGAUUACUAA